Messenger RNA from Cyanidioschyzon merolae strain 10D, 2217 nucleotides. RefSeq names its product oligosaccharyl transferase STT3. The coding region runs from base 1 to 2217 and encodes 738 amino acids. The record is from RefSeq and is a predicted model, not a curated record. Lineage: Eukaryota; Rhodophyta; Bangiophyceae; Cyanidiales; Cyanidiaceae. Gene Ontology annotation, cellular component: membrane. Gene Ontology annotation, molecular function: oligosaccharyl transferase activity. The transcript has a single exon.
AUGACGUUAAACUUGGAGCGUGUGGUCGCAUCGAAAACCCUGCCAACGGUUCUGCGUUAUGCAGCGCUGACAGCAGCAGCUGUAUUAGCUUUUGCGAUCCGUCUGUUCAGCGUCGUGCGUUACGAGCCUGUGAUCCACGAGUUUGAUCCCUACUUCAACUACCGCGCCACACGUGUUCUUGUCGACAAGGGUCUAUACGAGUUCUGGAACUGGUUUGAUGAUACAUCUUGGUACCCACUUGGUCGAGAUGUGGGUGGUACCGUGUACGCUGGUACUAUGUACAGCGCCGCCUUGGUCUACUGGGUACUGCAAGCACUUGGUUUCCCCGUCGACGUGCGCUACGUUUGCGUCUUCGUAUCGCCACUGUGGGCAUCGUUCACAACGCUUAUUACGUACGCCUUUACAAACGAGUUGACUGAACAAAAGGACUCAAUUGCGGGCCUCUUUGCGGCAGUUUUCGUUGCCAUUGUGCCUGGCUACAUUUCGCGGUCAUCGGCCGGAGGAUUCGAUAACGAGUGCGUGGCGAUUUUCGCGCUGAUGAAUACCUUCUAUCUUUUCAUGAAGGCGGUGAAUACCGGUGCGCUGCAGUGGGCGCUUGCGUGUUGUCUCGGCUAUCUUUACAUGGUAGCAUGCUGGGGUGGCUAUAUCUUCAUCAUCAACUUGAUUCCAAUCUAUGUCAUCGUCAUGAUACUAGCUGGGCGGUAUUCUCAUCGGAUCUAUGUCGCCUAUUCUACUUUUUACAUCCUCGGCACGUUGUUAUCCAUGCAGAUACGCUUCGUUGGCUUUCAAGCCGUGCAAUCGGCAGAGCACAUGCUCGCUGCUGUCGUCUUCCUGGCGCUGCAAGUUUAUUGCCUUGGGCAAUGGAUUCGCUCCAUUGUCGCCGAACAGGUCUAUCACGCAUUUGUGCGUUAUUUUGUUAUAAUCGUUGGAUCCGCUUUUGCAGGGCUCGGGGUACUGCUUCUGGCCGCAGGUUACAUUCAGCCGUGGACGGGGCGCUUCUACACGCUGCUGGACCCAACGUAUGCGAGCAAACAUAUACCCAUCAUUGCGUCGGUGAGUGAACACCAGCCAACGGCAUGGUCGUCGUAUUUUUUUGAUUUGCACUUUCUGACUGUGCUAGCGCCACUCGGUCUCUACUACUGCUUCCAAGAACUGACGGAUGCAACACUCUUUGCCAUCCUGUAUUUCGUUUUUGCAGUCUAUUUUUCUGGGGUUAUGGUUCGACUCAUGUUGGUGCUGGCGCCUGCUGCAUGCGCAAUGGGUGCUGUUGGCACAAGCCGUCUCCUGCAGUCCUUUGCUGUGGACUUGAAAGCUGAACUUGCUGAACGCAAUUGGAUUCCAUGGAUCAGCGAUAUGCAGCAGGCGAGCAAUGCGUCGCCUGGCAAAAAGCACACUGCCGGUGCAAGUAGCACCAGCAGCACGAGCGGCAACCGGGGUCGCGUCACGGGCAGCAGUCAGGGAAACAAUCGGGCGAGCGCGCUGCGCUUGGAGGUUUCGUUGGGGAUCCUCUUCAGCGCACUCCUUCUCGGAAACGCGUACGUCAAGCACUGCGUCUGGGCCGCUUCUGAGGCUUAUUCUUCUCCGUCCAUCGUAUUGGCAGGUCAAGGGCCAUCUGGCAGGUUCCUCAUCGACGAUUUCCGAGAAGCCUACUACUGGCUGGGGUCCAACGCAGCGGCGGACGCAAAAAUUGCCUCCUGGUGGGACUACGGCUACCAGAUCGCAGGUAUGGGUUUCCGCACGACCAUUGUGGAUAACAACACCUGGAACUUUACGCAUAUUGCAACAGUUGGCAACAUGCUCAGUCGACCAGAGAAGCAGGCAUACCAAAUAGCGCGUAUGCUGGACGUUGACUACGUGCUGGUCAUAUUUGGCGGCCUGAUUGGAUACGGUGGCGACGACGUGAACAAGUUUCUUUGGCCGGUACGCAUUGGCGGCUCAGUUGAUCCAACGCUUCGUGAGGCGCAGUUCCUCACUCGAAGGGGUGAGUUUCGCCUCGACGAAGAGAUGGCUCCAGCGAUGCGAGAGUCACUUCUGUUUAAGCUCUGUUACCAUCGUUACGGUGAAAUCAGCAACGGCUAUGAUCGCGCUCGGGGUUAUCGGGUAGCGCAUUUGGACGUCAGGUUGGAACUAUUCGAAGAGGCAUUCACAUCCGAGCAUUGGAUCGUACGAAUCUAUCGAGUGAAACCGCCAAGCAACCGCGGUAAUGUAGCAUGGUGA